AUGCCACCAGUAUCUUCAUCCAAAGCCAAGAGAGAGGCCAAGAAAGCUGAAAGGGACGCCAAAAAGGUUGCCGCAGGUAAGACCGUCCGUAGAACUAAGAAGAAGAAUGAAAAUGAAGAAGAUGAAGCUGAGGUUGCAGCAAGGGAAAUUGAAAAAUUAAAAUUACAACAGGAUGAACACGGUAUUUCUGAUAGAGUUGUCACUGGUGUCUUAGCUUCUUUAGAAACCUCUAGAGAUAUUAAAUUGACCUCCGUUUCCCUGUUAUUCCACGGUAAAGUUUUAAUUCAAGAUUCUAACUUGGAAUUAAAUUACGGUAGAAGAUACGGUCUAUUGGGUGAAAAUGGUUGUGGUAAAUCCACUUUCUUAAAGGCCCUUGCCGCUAGGGAAUAUCCUAUCCCAGAACAUAUCGAUAUCUACCUAUUAGAUGAACCUGCUGCUGCCACUGAAUACUCUGCUUUAGAAUAUGUUGUUAGAGAAGCUCAAAAUGAAUUAAAGAGAUUGGAAGAUUUAGUUGAAAAGAUCACCAUAGAAGAUGGUCCAGAAUCUGAAUUAUUAGACCCAUUAUACGAAAGAAUGGAUUCUCUAGAUCCAGAUACUUUUGAAAGUAGAGCCUCCAUUAUCUUGAUUGGUUUGGGUUUCAACGCUCAAACUAUCUUGAAGAAAACUAAGGAUAUGUCUGGUGGUUGGAAAAUGCGUGUUGCUUUAGCCAAAGCUUUAUUCGUUAAACCAACUUUAUUAUUAUUAGAUGACCCAACUGCGCAUUUAGAUUUGGAAGCAUGUGUUUGGUUAGAAGAAUAUUUAAAGAGAUUCGACAGAACUUUAGUUCUUGUCUCUCAUUCUCAAGAUUUCUUAAAUGGUGUCUGUUCCAAUAUGCUUGAUAUGAGAUUACAAAAAUUAACCGCAUAUGGUGGUAACUACGAUUCUUAUGUCAAGACUAGAUCCGAAUUAGAAACUAACCAAAUGAAACAAUAUAAUAAACAACAAGAAGAAAUUCAACAUAUCAAGAAGUUCAUUGCUAGUGCAGGUACUUAUGCAAACUUGGUCAAACAAGCCAAAUCCAGACAAAAGAUUCUUGAUAAGAUGGAAGCUGAUGGUCUUAUUCAAGCAGUUGUCCCAGACAGAGUUUUCUCUUUUAGAUUUCCUCAAGUUGAAAGAUUACCUCCACCAGUUUUAGCAUUCGACAACAUUUCCUUUGCAUACGAUGGUAAUCCAGAACACAAUUUAUACGAAAAUUUAGAUUUUGGUGUUGAUAUGGACUCUAGAAUCGCUUUAGUUGGUCCAAAUGGUGUUGGUAAAUCUACUUUAUUAAAGAUUAUGACAGGUCAAUUAAUGGCACAAGCUGGUCGUGUUUCAAGACACACACACGUCAAAUUAGGUGUCUACUCACAACAUUCUCAAGAUCAAUUAGAUUUAACCAAAUCUGCUCUUGAAUUCGUCCGUGACAAAUAUUCUAGUAUUUCUCAGGAUUUCCAAUACUGGAGAGGUCAAUUAGGUCGUUACGGUUUAACUGGUGAAUCUCAAACUGUUCAAAUGGGUACUCUAUCUGAGGGUCAACGUUCUCGUGUUGUUUUCGCCUUACUAGCUUUAGAACAACCAAAUGUCUUAUUGUUAGAUGAACCUACCAAUGGUUUAGAUAUUCCAACUAUCGAUUCAUUAGCUGAAGCUAUUAAUGAAUUCAAUGGUGGUGUUGUCGUAGUUUCUCACGAUUUCAGAUUAUUAGAUAAAAUUGCUAAAGAUAUUUUUGUUGUUGAAAACAAAACAGCAACAAGAUGGGAAGGUUCAAUCUUGGAGUACAAGACCAAAUUGGCAAAGAAUGUUGUCUUGUAG
Kazachstania africana CBS 2517 is the source of this 1827-nucleotide messenger RNA. RefSeq names its product ATP-binding cassette family ATPase ARB1 (gene ARB1). The record is from RefSeq and is a predicted model, not a curated record. The coding region runs from base 1 to 1827 and encodes 608 amino acids. Lineage: Eukaryota; Fungi; Ascomycota; Saccharomycetes; Saccharomycetales; Saccharomycetaceae. Gene Ontology annotation, molecular function: ATP hydrolysis activity; ATP binding. The transcript has a single exon.